Anthostomella pinea is the source of this 1065-nucleotide messenger RNA. The record is from the annotation of a GenBank genome assembly. NCBI's taxonomy places the organism in Eukaryota, Fungi, Ascomycota, Sordariomycetes, Xylariales, Xylariaceae.
AUGUCCGCCGACACUACGCCGGCGCUGCCACCGCCAUUGGGCGAGAUCUCCAACUUCUCCAAUCCACCGAAUAGCAACGCCGAAGCGCAAGCUGGCAUUAUUAUAUGCCUCAUCGUCACAUUUUCUGCGGUGCUGAUCCGCGCGUACUCGAGGAUAUUCCGCAUGAAGGCAGUGAGGAUACAGGAUUGCAUUGCGCUCCUGGCCUUCGGACUAUACAUCGGCUUUGUCUACCUGCUCUUUUGGUUCAUGAGUUUCUGCGGCUAUUACGUCCACCAGUGGAACAUUUCUGCCAGUGAUAUCCCAACGGUUCUUCACAUCGUCUACCUCGGCAUGGUCAUGUACGAGCUCACAAUCAUGGGACUCAAGAUCUCCAUCUUGACCGAAUGGAUCCACCUGUUCGUUCCUCGUGGGACGCGGAGCACCUUCUACUGGACCUGCGUGGCCGUGCUGAGUGUCAACGUGAUGUACUACUCGUCUUCGAUUCUAGCUACGACCUUCGUCUGCAACCCCCGUGGAAUGCUUUGCUCAAAGUCGUCGGUCAUCUUCAUCUGCAGUGCGGCGGUCAAUCUGGCCUCGGAUAUUGUCAUUCUAGUCCUCCCAAUCAACACUGUCUGGCACUUGCAGCUACCCAGGCGGAAGAAGAUAAACAUCUCAUUGGUGUUUGCUCUAGGCAUCUUGUGUUGCGCGUCCGCCGCGGUUCGACUUGCCAAAGCUAUCGAAUCCUUCGUUUCCCCCGACAAGACAUACACCCUAUCGGCCGUGACCCUCUGGGUCCUCACUGAAGCAACCUGUGCGUUUCUUGUCUUCUGUGUACCCGCGGCUCCGAAGGCUUUCAAAGGCAGUCGAUUGGCAAGCGUGUUAUUCGGUAGUGCAUCAACCCAGGGUCAGUCUAGAGGCGAGAUUGGCCCAUCCACUCGCUCCUGGCCGAGGAGCGUAUACGCGCAGCUUCCUCCAGCAAGUAGAGCGCACCAGAGGAAUGGGGUGCCAUUGCAGAAGCUGCAUCCGGUUGUGAGGAGCGUGCCCGGACCCUCCGAGUCGAGUGAGCAGUUACGCGAGACAGGAUGA